UAAUAAGUGUUUUGUUGAAAGCAAACAAUUGACAACCAACAUUUGCCGAAGAAACAACGAGUAAACUUAGUGAGCUCAUUAAGUGUAAACAAAUCUAAACGUUUCCAAAGUGAGUGUGAGUGUAUCAAAUGUAAUUUUUGAAAUUAAGAAAUUUGCUGUAAAAAAUUGGUGGAAAAAAAGCUAAAUAAUUUUCAUUCAAAUAAAGUGAAUAUUUCGUUGAGACGAAAAAUUAAAAAAAGAAAAAUAUAAUGUCAUAUUCACCGUCAAAGAAGCGUUAUCGUCGUGAUGAUGAUAAACAAAAAGCGGACAGCGAUGAUGAGUAUGUGCCGUAUGUGCCAGUUCGUGAGCGUAAAAAGAAUGAAUUGAUUCGCUUAGGUCGGAUAGCGCACAUUGCUGAAAAUGCAAAUAAAUCAUCGAGUGAAAAUGAAAGCGACAAUGAGCAGAGCCAAGAAGUCCUUGGAAGAAAAUACAAUAUUAGUUUAUUGGAUCAACACACCGAACUGAAAAAAUUGGCCGAAGCGAAGAAAAUCAGUGCGGCUGAAAAACAACUAAAAGAAGAAGAGAAAAUUCUAGAAAGUGUUGCCGAAAGAAAGGCGCUGAUGGCUGCAUCCGAAUUGGCCAAAGCCAUUGUCUAUGAAGAUCCAAUUGAAACUAGUUGGCGUCCGCCGCGUCAUGUACUUGCAAUGCCCAACUUUAAGUUAGAUGAAAUUCGACAAAAGCAUCGAAUUUUAGUCGAAGGUGAACUAAUUCCGCCACCAAUACGAACAUUUAGAGAAAUGAAAUUACCAAAGUCAAUUCUAAUGGCAUUGGAUAAGAAAGGCAUAAAAAAACCGACACCGAUUCAAUUGCAAGGCAUUCCAACGAUUUUGUCGGGUCGUGAUUUGAUUGGCAUUGCAUUUACAGGUUCGGGAAAGACAUUGGUUUUUGUAUUGCCAAUUAUAAUGUUUUGUGUCGAACAAGAAGUAUGUUUGCCAUUCAUUCGAAAUGAAGGACCGUAUGGUUUGAUCAUUUGUCCGUCACGUGAAUUGGCCAAACAAACACAUGAAAUUAUUCGAUUCUUUUGCGAUCAUUUGAGGCAAGACGGUUUGCCAGAGGUGCGAUCAUGUUUGGCCAUUGGUGGUGUGCCCGUUACCGAAUCCAUUGAAACCAUUCAAAAGGGUGUACACAUUAUGGUUGCAACACCAGGCCGUUUGAUGGACAUGCUCGAUAAAAAGAUGGUGAACUUACGCGUUUGCCGAUAUUUAUGCAUGGACGAAGCCGACAGAAUGAUUGACAUGGGCUUCGAAGAAGAUGUUCGUACAAUUUUCUCGUACUUCAAAGGACAACGUCAAACACUACUCUUUUCAGCUACUAUGCCGAAAAAGAUUCAAAAUUUCGCUCGAUCAGCCCUGGUGAAGCCGAUAACAAUAAAUGUGGGACGAGCUGGUGCCGCAUCAAUGAAUGUCAUUCAAGAGGUUGAGUAUGUGAAACAGGAGGCUAAGGUGGUUUAUCUAUUGGAAUGUUUACAGCGUACCUCACCGCCAGUACUGAUUUUCGCCGAAAAGAAACAAGAUGUGGACGCAAUUCAUGAAUAUUUGCUGUUGAAAGGUGUCGAAGCGGUUGCCAUUCACGGUGGAAAAGAUCAAGAAGAGCGUUCGAAAGCCGUUGAAGCGUUUCGAUCACAAAUUAAAGACGUACUUGUUGCUACCGAUGUCGCAUCAAAAGGUUUGGAUUUUCCAAACGUACAGCAUGUCAUAAACUAUGAUAUGCCCGAUGAUGUGGAGAAUUAUGUGCACAGAAUUGGAAGAACGGGUCGUUCGUCAACCAAAGGUUUGGCCACAACAUUCAUCAAUAAAUCAACCGAACAAUCGGUACUGUUGGAUUUGAAACAUUUAUUGAUUGAGGCAAAACAAAAGGUACCACCAUUUCUGGCCGAACUUUGUUCGGAAAGCGAACAGCUAUUGGAAGUUGGCGAUACACAGGGUUGCAGCUAUUGUGGUGGUCUGGGUCAUCGAAUUACCGAAUGUCCGAAAUUGGAGGCCGUACAAAACAAACAAGCCUCGAAUAUCGGACGCAGAGACUACCUUUCAAACACAGCGGCCGACUAUUAAGAUCAUUCAUCGUCAUACCAAUGUGAAACAAAUCGUUUUUGUUUGUUUUGUAUAAAAUAUGAAUAAAAUUUUGAUUAACUCAAUGAAAACACAAA
Messenger RNA from Contarinia nasturtii (swede midge), 2185 nucleotides. It is a transcript of the gene abs, whose product is annotated as ATP-dependent RNA helicase abstrakt. Gene Ontology annotation, biological process: mRNA splicing, via spliceosome. NCBI's taxonomy places the organism in Eukaryota, Metazoa, Arthropoda, Insecta, Diptera, Cecidomyiidae. The record is from RefSeq and is a predicted model, not a curated record. Gene Ontology annotation, molecular function: RNA helicase activity; ATP binding; RNA binding. The coding region runs from base 249 to 2090 and encodes 613 amino acids. Gene Ontology annotation, cellular component: spliceosomal complex. The transcript has 2 exons.